This is a messenger RNA of Dipodomys ordii (Ord's kangaroo rat), 1308 nucleotides long. It is a transcript of the gene Ca9, whose product is annotated as carbonic anhydrase IX. The coding region runs from base 1 to 1308 and encodes 435 amino acids. NCBI's taxonomy places the organism in Eukaryota, Metazoa, Chordata, Mammalia, Rodentia, Heteromyidae. The record is from RefSeq and is a predicted model, not a curated record. The transcript is spliced from 11 exons. Gene Ontology annotation, molecular function: carbonate dehydratase activity; zinc ion binding. Gene Ontology annotation, cellular component: plasma membrane.
AUGGCUUCCCUGUGCCCCAGCCCCUGGCUCCCUCUGUUGAUCCCGGCCCCUACUGUGCAAUUGCUGCUAUCAGUGCUGCUCCUGGUGCCUGCCCAUCCUCAGAGCCUGUCCUGGAUGCAGGGGGAUCUCUCCUUAGGUGGAGGUUCAUCUGGGGAAGAUGAUUCACUGAGCGAGGAGGAUCUGCCCAGUGAAGAGGAUCCACUUGAAGAGGUGGAUCUACCUGGUGAGAAGACACCUGAAGUUAAUCCUGAACCAGAAGGUCCCCUGCAUUUAGAGGAUGUGCCCACUAUUGAAGCUCCCAGGGAUACUGAAGAGGCUCACAGGGAUAAAAAAGGCGAUGGUCACAGUCAUUGGCGCUACCGAGGCAGCCUGCCCUGGCCCCAGGUGUCCCCAGCUUGCGCGGGCCGCUUUCAGUCCCCGGUAGAUAUCCGCCCCGAGCUCGCCGUGUUCUGCCGCGCCCUGCAACCUCUGGAACUGCUGGGCUUUGAGCUCCCGCCAAGCCCGGAACUGAGCCUGCGCAACAAUGGCCACACCGUCCAGCUAUCUCUGCCGCAGGGGCUAACGAUGGCCCUGGGUCCCGGGCGGGAGUACCGGGCCCUGCAGUUGCACCUGCACUGGGGCACUUCCGAUCGCCCGGGCUCUGAGCACACUGUGGACGGCCACCACUACCCUGCUGAGAUCCACGUGGUUCACCUCAGCACUGCGUUCUCAGAAGUUAGCGAGGCCUUGGGGCGCCCCGGAGGCUUGGCUGUGCUGGCAGCCUUCCUGCAGGAGGGCCCAGAAGAAAACAGUGCCUAUGAGCAGUUGCUGUCACAUUUGGAAGAAAUCAGUGAGGAAGGCUCACAGACUAUGAUCCCAGGACUGGAUGUAUCUUCACUGCUGCCCUCUGACCUCAGCCGAUACUUCCGAUAUGACGGGUCCCUGACGACACCCCCCUGUGCCCAGGGAGUCAUCUGGACUGUUUUUAACCAGACAGUGAAGCUGAGUGCCAAGCAGCUGCACACCCUCUCUGUUUCUCUAUGGGCAUUUCCUGACUCCCGGCUACAAAUGAACUUCCGAGCCACGCAGCCUUUGAAUGGGCGAAUGAUCGAGGCCUCUUUCCCCGUUGUGGCAGACAGCAGCCCUGAGCCAGUCCACGUGAAUUCCUGCCUUGCUGCUGGUGACAUCCUGGCCCUAGUUUUUGGCUUCCUCUUUGCUGCUACCAGCAUUGCCUUCCUGGUGCAGAUGAGGAGAAAGCUCAGACAAAGAAGUGGGACCAAAGACGGUGUUGGCUACAGCCCAGCAGAAAUGGCAGAAACUGGAGCCUAG